Hirsutella rhossiliensis is the source of this 378-nucleotide messenger RNA. RefSeq names its product ribosomal protein l31e domain-containing protein. Gene Ontology annotation, molecular function: structural constituent of ribosome. The coding region runs from base 1 to 378 and encodes 125 amino acids. NCBI's taxonomy places the organism in Eukaryota, Fungi, Ascomycota, Sordariomycetes, Hypocreales, Ophiocordycipitaceae. Gene Ontology annotation, cellular component: cytosolic large ribosomal subunit; ribosome. The transcript is spliced from 3 exons. The record is from RefSeq and is a predicted model, not a curated record. Gene Ontology annotation, biological process: cytoplasmic translation.
AUGUCGACGACGAAGGGAAAGAAUCCUGCCGGCAAGCCUCAGCGCUCCGCCAUUGCGGACGUUGUCGCCCGCGAGUACACCAUUCACAUGCACAAGAGAUUACACGGUGUUUCCUUCAAGAAGAGGGCCCCUCGCGCCAUCAAGGAGAUCAAGGCUUUCGCCACCCAGGCCAUGGGCACCUCCGACGUCCGUCUGGACCCCCAGCUCAAUAAGAAAGUCUGGGAGUGCGGCAUCAAGGGCGUUCCCUACAGACUUCGCGUCCGAAUUUCCCGACGACGAAACGACGAGGAGGACGCCAAGGAAAAGCUGUACAGCUACGUGCAGGCGGUGAACGUCAAGAACCCCAAGGGCCUCCCCACGGUCAUCGUCGAGGAGUAA